AAACAUAAAUUAUUAAAAUUCCGAAGACGUAGGGGUGGUGGAAUUUGAGGUGGGAACAACGUAACGCGCUCGUCACGUGAGUGUACUCCUAUGUAGUACUAUGUCCUGGUCUGAUGCAUUGAAUUGCGCGACAAUCUUGGGCUAAAAAGUCAAAUCGAUUUUGUAAUUUGUGGAUAUUUUUGGUACUCAUUUUAUGAGUGGGGACAUUCGUGAAUCGGGACUACUCCACUAAGAAAAGUUUACUCUUUUUGUAAUGUCCAUGACGAACUAAAAGAUGAUGAAGAAAAGUUGUAUUAACGUUUUCUUAAGUUCUGGAAUUCAUAAACGCAAGUACACUGUUCGUACUUGGUAUAUCUCAGUGCAUUUUGAUAUCACACUUUAUGACUUUAAUCACACUUACCUCUUAAAACUAAACACGUUAAUUAAUCAUAAUCAUGACGUUUACCCACUUGAUUUCGCUUUGAAAGAAUAAUAAAGUUUUGAAUCAACAAAAAGAAAAUAAAAAGUAAAGUUAUGAUUUGUGUUGUCGACCAACAACACAAAACAAAAGAAAACCUACGGUUGGUUAUAAUAUGGAAAAAGAGAGGUAAUAAUAGGUGGAGGGUUCGUAUAAUUACUAAUCUAUAAUCUAUUACCAAAUUUGUAGUUCUAAACUCCUUUUUCAUUACCAUGAAUUAAGUUAUUAUUAGGCUUCAUUUGUAAAAUUUGAACUAAAAUAAAACACUUGUGAUUUUUUUUUUUUGGAAGUGAAAUAAAAUGUAUUUUUCUUUCUGUUUUAGGGGGUUUUGUGUAACUUGGUCUAAGUUGAAAGUUCUUGUAGUUACAUGUAUAAUCUAUUACCAAUUCUGUAGUUGUAAAACAUCUUCAGACUUUUAUAUUCUUACCAUGACAUUAAGUUCUUAAUUAUUAAAGUCAUUCCUUUGUAAAGUUUUCAUUAAAAUGAGUGUUUUCUUUCUGUUUUAAGGGGUUUUGUGAAAUUGAUCAUGAUGAUGAAGUUUAAGUAAUAGUUGUAUAUUGGCAGAGGUGAUUAGCUCUCCACGUCUAUCUUUGUAUCAGACACUCGACGAAGAAGAUCCUCUCGUCGGACAAUCACACAGAUUCACUUGAGGAAACUCCAUCAGGUAUCCGCUCCAAGAUCACAAUCAGCCUUCGUCUACUCUGAUCGUGCAUUUUCAUUUGCUGAAGCUUUCAAUUUUUGAGUCACAAUCUUUAAUUUUAUUGGCUAUUAAAUUUUUUAUUUAUUAAUAGUUUGUCAAUUUACAUGGAAAGUAUUUGAGAAAUCAUUUAAAAUUAAAUCUAACUUUUCUCUAUAGGAAGAAUAUAAUUUAAUAUUUUACAGUAGAUAUAUUAAUAAUUAUUUAUUAGAAAUCUAUUCUAAUAAAACGGAAGUAUAAAAUUAUACUUGUCUAUUUUUAAGUGGAUUCUUACAGAUUUUCAUUUCUCCUUCAAUUAAUUAUAAUCACUUCAUUUAUUGUCUUUUUUAAUUAAUUUGACUUCAUUUAUUACAAAAACACAAAAAACUUAUUUUAACUAUUUUAUUAGAUUUUACCUUCUUUUUUUACUUUUUCAAACUACUUCAUUAAUUGUAUUUACCAUAAUAAUUCGACAUCAUUUAUUUUACGUACAUGUUAACCUUAAUAAUUUCACAUGUUUGAAUGAAAUUGUUCUAUUCGUGAAAAGAAUUCAAACCGUUUAACAAAAAAAAAUUACACCCUAUACACAAAACUUUCUUCCUAAUUAGAUGAAUACCCAAAAUCCCACCUGAUAGUACUUUAAUUGCUAGACACCAAGUUUACUGUUAUAGGUAUUUGCUAAUAUCUAUAUUGUUUUUGUAUUAUGAGCCAAUUGACUCAAAAAAUAUUUGUUUAUAGAAUUACUUAGAUAUGGACAUUCAGGUACACAUUCGAGUACAUAUUUUUUUGGGUAUUAGUUUUUUUAAUAUUAAAAUUAAACUAUGUUCCUAUAUAAUAUAUUUUUGGAUGGGAUUCGAAUCGGAUUCUUCUAUGUCCGGGUAGGUUCGUAAAAAUCUAGAACUAGACAAAUAAUCUAUGUGUUUAAAAAUGUUACUACACCAUUUAUAAAAUAGUUAAAACCAAAUCUUCUCGCCCAAAAACCAAAACCCGUGCGGGCGCGCAGGUGAAGCUGUAGUUCCUUUUAAUUGUGUUAACAAUUGAUAGUUUUACCUUACUUGUUAACAUUAUAUAAAAAAUAAAGUCAAUUGGCUCAUUAUAUAAAAAAUAAGUUAAAUAUUUGUAGUUUUCUAUUUUUAUGUUAAUUAAAAAAAACGAAAGAUACUGCUAGAUAAUUAAAAUCUGGUGGAAUUAAUGUAUAAGAACGCACAUGCUACAUUUUAUUAUAUAAAGUUUGGUUCUUCAAAGUUUCUAAUUAACAUGAUCGCGACACAAGGCAGUUAUAUAUUUAAGAUUGUGACAUAUAAUAAUCUAUUUCACAAUUAAAAAUAUAUAUACUAAAAUAUUAACAAAAACGAAUUUUAUUAAAAAACUUCUUAUAUAUAUUAUUUAAUAGUAUAAUUUUCCUUUUUUAAAAUCCUAAUCAAAACAUUAUUGUAAAAUAUUAUUUGAUAAUAAUUUUUCUUCAAAUAUGGUGACAUGUGAUAUAUAAGGACUAAAAAUAUAUAUAAUAAGAUAAUAAAAAACAUUUUUGAAAAAACUACUUUUAAAAAUUAUUAAAUAGUAAAAACUAUUUUUAAAAGAUAUUUGGUAGUAUUUUUGUUUAGAAAAUUUCCCUUUUCAAAAUUCUAAAAUAUAGAUUUGAAAACAAUUUAUUUAAUAUAAAUUUUCUUUUCUAAACUUUGAGUUAUAAUAUAAUUAUAAAAGAAUAUAUUAAGCUUGGUUCUUCAAAAUUGCUAAUUAACAUAAUUGUGACAAAUGGUAGUUAUAUAUGUAAAUAUGUGAUAUGUGUGUUAAACUAUAUCAUAAUCAAAAAAUAUAUACUAAAAUAACAAAAACAAUUUUUUCUUAAAAAUUAAUUAUAAAUAUUAUUUAAUAGUCUUAUUAUUAUUAUUAUUAUUAUAUUAUUAUUAUUAUUAUUAUUAUUAUUAUUAUUUUUCAUUAUAAUGUUUAUUUUAAAAAUACUGAAGAUAGAUAAUUAUAAAAGAUAAAAAUUAACUUUUAAGAAAAAAAAAUGUUACACAAAAACGAAUUGUAAAAGCCUACAAGUACAAUAAAUUAUUUAAUAAAAACAUGAAUAAAAACUAAAUUUAAAAUAAAUAAUAUUACUUUUUUAAAAGCAUAAUUAAGAGAAAUUUGUAAAAGUACUCUUAUUAUUUUCUUAUAAGUAAAUAACUUUCCAUUUUAAUAGAUAAUUGUAUGUUAAAAAUUAUGACAAAAAAUAGUUACAAAUAUUUCACAUCUAUAUUUAGGUUUAAGCUUUCACAUAUUAAUUUACAAAGAACAAUAGUAUUUACAUGAAAUGUAUUUACCUGGUAUCUUCUUUUUUUAAUAUCUUGAUACAACUUAAAUUUUUAUUAUUCUUAUUAUAUCUUAUGUUAUGAUGGUAGCAUAACUUUUAAUUUUGAUAUUAUUGUCGUACAAUAGUGAAUGUGUCAAUAAAAAAAAUUAUUAUGUGAAAAUAACUUUUUUUUACCUAAAAUCUUAAAUAAAAGAGGCUCAAAAAGAAUUUUUUUUUCUAAUCUUAACCAAUUAAAAAAUUUUCCUUUUUUGAAUCGUAACAAGAGAGAAUUGUAGAAUUUUAUUUAAUAGUAAUUUUUACUUCAAAAUUUUAAUGAUAAACAUGAUAGUAACAAUUCUUCAAUUAACAAGAAAAAAAAUAUAAAAACAUUAAUGAUAUUGAAAAAAACGAAUUUUGAAAAUUGCAACUUUUAAAAAUAGUUAAUAUUAACUGGAAAUAGUUAUUUGAUAUAUAAAAAUUCUAAAUCCUAGACAAAAUAGAAUUGUAAAAUAUUAUGUAAUAUUAAUUUCCUUUUCUAAAAUCCUACAAAACUGUAAAAGAAUAUUUGAUAGUUGUUUUCCCUUUUUAUAUAAAAAAAAUCCAAAACAAAAGAAAUUUGUAUAAUGUUUUUAAGUCCUAAUCAAAAGAGAAUUGUAAAAAACAUUAAUUAACAAAAUAAGUGUAAAUUUAGGAUUGAUACGAAUUGUAAAAAUAGAAAUUUUAAAAAUAUUUAUUAAUAACUAAAAAUAAUUAUUUGAUAGCAAUGUAUUUUUUUCUGAAAUUCUAAAGAGAAGGUAAUUCUAAUAGCUUAUAUGAUAGUGAUUUAUAUUUUCUAAAAUUUUAAACAAAAUUUUAAGAGAGUAUUUAAUAUUAUUUUUUAUUUUUUAAUUGGAAAUAAAAAGAAAAUUUAUAAAAUAGGAUGUUUUCCUUUUUAAAAAAAUUCUAGCAAAAUAAAAUUUUAAAGAUUUAUUUAAUAAAACAUUAAAUUAGUACAUAAGAACAUGUAUAAUAUUGUCAUUGAUUCGAUUGGUGUAUUUAACUUUCAUUUAUUUUUUAUUUUUCAUUUCUUAUUUUGGAUUGUGUUCAGUUUAAAUGUUUAUGUAUAGUAUUUUCUUUAAUCUUUAAUAUAAAGUUUAUAACAACUCACCUAUGCACCAUGAUUAUAAAAUAAAAAUAUUAACUUGAACUUAUGUGUGAAAACAAGUUUUAAUUAUAAAAUAAAUCUCAAAUAACAUAUGCAAAAAACAAUUAUAAUACUAUAGUAAAAUGAUUUAUUAUUUUAUAAUUUUUAUUAAAUUAAAACGUCAAACUAAACCGGGCUCAUAUCUUGUAUAAAUAUACACAACAGCUAUAACAUAUUUCUUCUUAUAUAAGAGCAAGCGAACGUGGAAGUUGACCUAAAACCCUAUUUGAUCACGAGUGCAAACAACGAUGAUCUCCGAUCUGCCGCAGGAUUUGAUAGAAGAGAUACUGUCAAGGGUUCCGGUGAAAUCUCUGAGAAGACUACGAUCAACGUGCAAACGAUGGUACCAUCAAGCUUUAUUCAAAGAUCCAAGAUUCAUCGAAAAGCACUUUGAUAAAACAGCAAGACAGUAUCAUGCUCUCAUGGUGAUGAGUUCUUGGGUAUGUCCAGUGAGCUCCAUACUUGAUAGAUCCGUACUUACCACGGAAACCUAUUUGGUUUUAGGUGGUCGAAUUAGCCUAACUGUUCCCAAUUCUGACGGUGCACUAGUCGAUGUAAGUAAUGCCUUUCACUGCGAUGGCAUAUUGCUAUGCACCAACCACGAGGCAAACAUGCUUGUGGCUUGGAACCCGUUUUCAGGGCAAACCAGAUGGCUCCAACCGCAUACGCGAAACUACUUCGGAAUAUAUGCUCUCGGAUACGACAAGAACGAAUUGUUCCGUAACUAUAAAAUCUUGAGGGUUCCUUGUAGAAAAGGAAAGUUGUCAGUAUGGGAGAAACUUGGUGCCACUCCCGAAAGCGAUGACCUAAAACCUGAAAUCUAUGAGUUUAGAACUAAUUCAUGGAGGAGUCUUGAUGCCAUCAUCACUCCCCAAGCCUUCAUAAACACUUGUGGCGUGUCUUUGAAGGGAAGUACUUACUGGGUGUCAAGAGGCAACGGCUACUCACUACUCUGUUUUGAUUUUUCAUCAGAAAGGUUUCAACCUUUGUGUGCUCCCAUUGGUCAUGAUGACCAUUCUGGCACCAUGACUCUAUCUGUUGCUGGAGAAGAACGUAUUUCCUUGUUUUAUCAGAGCCAAGAGACACGCAAGGUGGAAAUAUGGAUGACUGAUGGGAUUGAGACCACAUUUGUGUCGUGGAGCAAGUUCUUAACAAUAGAUGUUGUAGAUCCUUUUUUCUCGAAUUCCAUGAGCUUCUUCAUUAUUGACGAGGAGAAGAAAGUUUUCUUGUGUUGUGAUAAAAGAGGGGAGAGCUUCUUAUUGGUAUGUUUUGUUGUUGGAGAGGAAGAAUAUAUAGCAACACCAAUUUCAGUUAAACACAUACAUAUUUGGUGUUUACCACCCUUUUAUGCUACAAGAUUGCUCGGUUAUGUUCCAAAAGAAUUAUAGUUUAGUUUGCUUCCUUUGUCAUGUCCUUCCAUUGAUGAAUGAAAUUAUUUUCAGUUUUUUUUUCUUGGUAUUUUUACUCAUGGUUACAAGGCUGGUUUCAUAGAGUUUUUGUUGAAGCCUGAGAAAAAUUCUCUGUUUUUGUGUGUGUCUAAGGCACAUAGAUAGACAUGAGUAAGGCAAUAAUAGCAUAUUUUGGGUCUAGUUAAGGAUAUGUAGACAUCUUCCGGGUCCCAAAUAAAAAAUAUAAAUCAUCCACAAAUGUGUGGGUGAACCACAAGGGAACCCUAAAACAAUAUCCAUAUAGUUCAAAUGGACAAGUUUUUCAUUUUCUAUUAAAUGUUCCACCGUCCACUUGUAAGAUUUCUAGAGUAAUAUAUAAGUGUGUGUCAAUAUUCCACUCUUGAUAUUCAGUUUUUUUUUUUUCUCGAUUGUAGUCUAUAAUAUCCAGUUCCACAAAGUAUAAGCUUCAUAUAUCUAAUACUGAAUGUUAGGUGGUGUAUUAAAAGUGCCAAAUAAAAAGGUUUCUAAUUUUGGACAAGUUUGCUUUUAAACAACCAACUUGUAUUCUUGACCAAAAGAAUCAUGGUUCUUUUAUUGUGCUCAACUACUACUUUACAAGGUCACCUUCAACCUCUCUCUCUCUCUCUCUCUCUCUCUCUCUCUCUCUCUCUACCGUUUUAAGCUUAGGAUUUGGCAGAGCCAUAAGGAGUGAUUCUCUCAAAUCCUCUGUUAGGUAGCUGUUGGUUCGGAUUCUAGCGCUGUGCGAGUAGAAAUGGAUGAAAACAGCAACGAUUUCAGUGAGGCAGUUGACAAGUGUUUCAACAUGUACAACCCUCGUUUGAAGAUUGACAAGCUUUUGUUUCUCGCUGACCGUGGUGUAAACCGAACCGAAAGCCUAAGUGUAGCUUGCCGUUUGAUCAAGCUCGGAGACAGUCCCAAUCUUCUCAGAAGGGUCAGAAGCAAAUACAACAUGGAAAGCGAUGCUGAUGAUUCUCUGUGGCUCAGACGAGCUGAUGAGCGUUUCUCUCGAGCAAAUAGUACUUAUGAGUCAUCAUGCUUUUCUCAGAGUAACUUGGAGCAUGAUACUUUUAUCAAUCGCUGCAUGGAAGAUAUGCUGGAGAAGAUGCGAACACAAGCCACACUGAAACUGCUAGAGCCGUACACAACAAAGUUUGAAAUUUCAUUUCAUAUCUACCAAACUGGGCGUUACAGAAGAUGAAGCGAUGGAGUUGUUGAGGUUGCUGAUACUCAACAACGGAGUUCAUUGGCUCGUUGAUGAAGUGGAAGGUUACUUGGUGAGAGUUGAUUGAUUACAAGAGCGUGUUGGGUUAACAAGAGAGCUAAUUAUUAUAUUAGUAGUGGCCAACUUAAAUGUCUCUGCAAUUACUAAUAAGGAACUUAAAUCCACUUCAUGUAUCUAGUCGUUUUCCUUUUCAAUGUGAAUAUCACCACGCUUUAUUUUCA
Messenger RNA from Brassica rapa (field mustard), 7446 nucleotides. Its product is annotated as putative F-box protein At3g17560. Lineage: Eukaryota; Viridiplantae; Streptophyta; Magnoliopsida; Brassicales; Brassicaceae. Gene Ontology annotation, molecular function: protein binding. The record is from RefSeq and is a predicted model, not a curated record.